Episyrphus balteatus (marmalade hoverfly) is the source of this 4728-nucleotide messenger RNA. RefSeq names its product yemanuclein (gene yem). Gene Ontology annotation, cellular component: nucleus. The transcript has 8 exons. The coding region runs from base 945 to 4040 and encodes 1031 amino acids. The record is from RefSeq and is a predicted model, not a curated record. NCBI's taxonomy places the organism in Eukaryota, Metazoa, Arthropoda, Insecta, Diptera, Syrphidae.
AGUUGUCUGUCAAAUAAAAAAAAAAAAAAAAACGAUUGCGUUCUGCAACUACUUGUCUCUCCCCCAUCAUCAAUUAACACGAAAAUACUAUUUUUUUUCGCAAAAAAUCAAAUUAAAAAAAAUUCCAUCUCCCAAAAACUAUAAAUCAUCAAAAAUAAUAACCAAUAUUAAAUACAAAUCAAAGAUCUAGCCAAUUCCAAUCAAAAUCUCUCAAAAUUGCAAUUUUCGUUUUCCUCCAAGACGACGACGAAAAAAAAGUCUGUCUCGCGAAAGAAAAUUGACUCCGUGGUGUGUGGAUUCCAUUCGUACAAAAAAAAAAUUGUGUGUUAAAUUUUACUGGCGGCAGUACAGCAGCAAAGCAAACUUUACAUAUAUACAAAAAAUUUUAUUUCCAUGGAAAAAAUUAUAAAAUUAAAAUUGAAAAAAUCCAUGAAAAAAGGACAACAAUUUGGUUAAAAAAUUUAUUCCAAACAAAUCAAUUUUUAGGUAUUUUUUUUUAUAAAAUUUACUUUCGUUUUAGGGGAAAACUUGAAUUUCUUGUUUUUUUGAGAAAAAAUAUUUUUCUAAUUUUUUUUUUCUUUUUCGAUCGAAAAAAAGGAAAAAUUGUUGCGAAAAUUUUCUUCUGCAUUUUAUCGUCGUUGUCGUAGUCGACGAAAGUCUCGGUGUUGUUGUCGUUGUCAUAUAUUCAUUGGUGUCGCUGCUGUCGCGCGAGUGUGUUAGGAGGAUUUUUGUGUUUCCUCUUUUGGCUCUGCUGGCAUCCAUCGUCCCCCUUUUUCCUCAUCUUCCUUCCAAAUCGUUGUCAUUCGUCGUGGUGCUCCUUUUAUCUGGGCAAGACUUUGACUCCAGCGCGAGAGCUUGUCAAUGCGUGGAACAGCUUUGGCGGCGACCUCGUGAUUGCCACCAUCAUCAUCGACAACGACGACAAACAGUGACGACAGCAAAAAAUGUCUGAAAUCAAGCGAGUUGCCUUCACUACCAUCAGCAGCAGCACCAGCGCCAGUUUAAAUGGCCCUGGUGGUGGUGCAUCGUCGUCGUCGUUGUUGUCGUCUGCUUCGGCAUCUGGAGGAAAUGGUGCCAUUUCGUCGAUGUCGAUGGCAACUUCGAGUGCGGCGCUUCAUCGAUUUGGUGUACCGGAUCCACCAGUGACGUCACAAAAGUCCACUGGUGGAUCAUCGACGACGACGACGACCACAUCAAAGCUUAAUAAGACCAUCCGCCUGAAUAUGGAACUGUUUGCAUCCAAUUCGAACUCCUUCCCGGAAUUCAACUAUUCCAAGUUGAUUCAUUUGGAAAAGAAAAAACUGAAGAAACUCAAAAGCAACAAACAACAAAAUGGUUUCUCUGAUCCGUUUGAAGAGAACGACGAUGAUGUUGCUCGAAUAGCUAAAGAAUUAGAAAAGAAGUAUGGCACAACUUAUGCCAGUGGAAGAGGAAGAAGCAAAAAGGACGAUUUCUGUGAUAUCGGCCUAGGAUAUGAUGAAAAUGAUUCCUUUAUUGACAAUACCGAAGCUUAUGAUGAAAUAAUACCAGAGGAGGUAGAAACUGUAGAAGGAGGAUUUUACAUCAAUUCCGGUGCAUUGGUAUUUAAGCAACUAUCUUGUACAGAAAAAACCGAUGAAAUAAUCAAAAUGCCAAACAAAACAAGAAAGCGAGCACUAUCUACAUCCUCAGAAGAAUCUGGAUCUUCUGAGGAUGAAAAAGAUGCUGACAAAGAAACUGAUGGACCAACAACAACAACAACAAAAUCUACAUCCGCAGUUGCCAAUCCCCAACAGAGUGCAAUUUCCAAAAUGAGCACUAAUAGUAGUAAGCAAAAGACUGCUCUUCCAACGGAAAAACGCCAUAAGACUAGUUCCGACAAAGAAAGCAGCAGCGAUAAAGAGAAAUCAUCAAAGAGUAAAUCUUCUGCAGGAACAUCAGGAGCUACAUCUUCGGUGACUUCGCUGGCUUCUGGAUCACCCAAAAAUGAUGACAUUGCUUCAGAAUCAAGCUCGAAGGAUAAAACACGUGUAGACCGGACAACGGUCAAGACAACAACUGUUAAAGAUAUGCUCAAAGCAAAAAGAGACAGUUUCUUGAAAAUGCAAGAGGAAGAGCUGAAAACAAAAACAUCAAAUGGUGACGCAAAGGCUACUACAACGUCCACCGAAGAUUUAUCUGGAUCUGAUUCGUCCAGUGACGAAAGUGAUUCAAAUCAAGAACCCAAUGCAAAGAAAUUAAAGAAAACUGAAGAGGAUGGUGAUAAAUUGCGACCAAGCGAUACAGAGUUACCCGAUCUUAGCUAUGAGCUUAUGAGGGACGUAGAAAAUAUAAAAGACACUGCCAAAGCUAGUAAUCGGACUGGCAAAAAAUUCCAAUUUGAUGAUAAACUUACUGAAAUAUUUUUGAGUGUCGAUGAUAGGUGUUUGUGUUUGGAUAAAAAUGUUCGAAAUAAUGUAUUUGCGCAUUUGGAAUAUCAACUUUCACUGCCAAAGUAUUUCCUACUGCGAAAAGCUAAACAGUUACGAAUCAAUCAAGAAAAGACAAAAACUAAAAAAGCUUUUGUUAAGCUUCGGAAGGCAGUCUCUGAAAUUAUGCAAAGUAUUCAUCAGCAGUAUCAAACAAAUUUAACAAAAUACGAAGAGUUUCAAGCUCUUAACCCAGGUGCAGAUAUGCAUAAACUAGAAAAUGCUCCUAAAAUGCCCAAAAAGAGAUUCCAAUGGAAUGAUACCACAAGAUCUCUCUUGUACGAACUCUAUCAAGUACGCUGGAUGUCCUUCACAGUCCUCCGCACUCGCAAAGAAUCAUUUGAAGAUUUUGUCAGUAAUUUUCUCAAAGAAAAAGUCAUAAACAUCUGGCCAAGUGGUUGGAUGAAAUUAGAAGAAAUCAAACGAGAAAUCGAGAAAAAGAAAAAUGCACCCAAAAAACUGAAAGAGAACAAAAAACCCGAAGAAUCUCUACCAACAAUAACUUUGCCAGAAAAAUCACAUUUGCUAAAUCCGGAUACUGCUAUGAAUUCAGGUAGCAAGCUAUCAAUAAACACAGGCGAUAAUCAUGCAACAGUAUCAUCAAAUGAGCCCACAACAGCAAAUCUUAAACCAAAUGAUAUGACAAAAUUAUUGCCAGCACAUAGUAAUUCUUCAUCAACUGAACACUUGCAUUCAUCAAAGGCAUAUUCGUCGUCAUCGUCGUCUGGCAAACUCCAUCGUUCAACUACAAAUAGUCCUCUGAAUCUUUGCAGCAGUCAAAGCAGCUCGAAGGGUGAAAAAUCUUCAAGUGGAUUCGUAAUCAAUAACAACAAUAAUGCCAACCCUAACCAAAACUUAAACAGCAAUAGAUCAUCAUCAUCCACCGGAGUUGUAAAUAUUUCAAACAAAAUCCCCAUUGAUCUGGUUUCUCCCUCCAAACGAACUGAUCACAGCAUAAACAGUAUAAUGUCAUCCCCAUCGUCAACUUCCUCCUCGGUAUCGACUACGCCGCAACCGCAACAUUCCGCCGGUGCUAUGGGUAGCUCAUUAAACAUGGAUAACAACACUCAUGUGAUUAACAUUGACAACUUCAAAUCCGCCUCCGAAAUAAUAAAUACGUCCAACCAGCUCAUCAACCACACCAGCAAAACUCAUUCACAGAAUGAACGCCAAAAAGGUCGUUCUUCUGGUCUUGAUGUACACCCGCACAAUCAUCCUCCCUUGAAGACAGAAUUCAUUCGUCGGGACAGCAGUAGUGAGUCGGAUGGUGUUGAAAUUGUAGGCGUCUAUCAAGCUCGGAGCUCUGUGCCCUCACUGCCUGUUGUUAAUAAGAAUAAAUACAAGAAAUCAAGCCAUCAUGGAAGUCGAAGUGAUUCGCCAGGUUUGCAUGACAAACUUAAGACUGCCGCCGUUGCUUCGAAGAAACCACUCGAGUGCACAGAUCUGGAUGUAAAUAAAAUAAUGAAGGCUCUUAAAGAGCUUGAGGAACUACAACAAACUGGCAAUUAUGUGCCCGACAUAUCGUCUUUCACGAACAGCAAUCACAAUGCAAAUACAUCACCACUCGCCUACGGAAAAGACUUGACCCAAUGACAAGAGUAUUACAAUCCCGCGACAGCUGUACUGCUCUCAUCACUUUAUGAUAAUUUUUCCUCGCGCCUUUAGAGCACGAAUCAGUCACAUAUGGCCCCUUUGAAUAGGGGCAUCCUACGAUUAAUGCGUCCGCAACAGUCCUAAACCUAAACCCAUAACCUAUAACUUCCCACCCUAACUCCCCACUAUUAUUAUUAUUAUUGUUUAGAAUUAUUUUUCCUAUUUUUCAGAAUUUGUGAUUUUCUUUUUCUUAUACAUACAGAACUUUAACCUCAUACAUAAAUGAUGAUGAUUUUUUUUUGGCAUUCCUUUCGCAAGUCCAACUUUUUAUUUAUUUUUAUUGUUUUGGUCUUUGUUGCGUUGGAAAAUAAAAUAAAAGAGAAAAAAAAAUGUUUUUAGUUAUCUUCGUGAGCAUCUUGCGUUAUAAAAUGUGUUUGUUAUAUUAAAAAAAAAAAGAAAAUUAAUUAUUAUAAUUUAAAUUUAAAACAAAUUUAUAAGAUUAUACACAAAGAAAUAAAAAUUUAAAAUAAAAAAAAAAAGUAAAAAUAUAAAAAAUAGAAAGAGAAAAAGAAAAAACCACUUCUUCAAACUAUGUAAAAUGUUAUGAAAAAUUAUUUACUAAACAUUAAUACAUUUUGUAAAGAUAUUUAUAAUUUAAGGAAUAAAAUAUUAAAAUGCAUUAAUCGUU